AUGAGCUACCCUAGAGCAGAGAUUUUUAUUACGAUCAAAUUGUGUAAGCCUGAACUUGAUAUCAUGUCGGACAAAUACAAAUUAGCACUAAAAGUGUUGAAAUACACAUUAAUGUUCGGAUAUAUAAUAGAAUGGAUAACUGAUCCUAAAUUUUUUAUCGCUGUUGGCGCCACUUGUAUGAUGGUAAUGUCAUAUUUUAUUGUGGUAACUUACCGCGAGUGGCCGAAACAAAACAUCGUGGUGGCUAUAUUGUCAAUAUUACUUACCAUACUUGGUUUGACGGGUGGAAUGGACACGAAUGCAGUUAUCGUCUCGAUUUCCACCACGUCUAUGGCACUGACAUACGCCUACCUCAUUCACCAGCAAUUAAAAGCUGAUGCUGAUUGUCAGCACUCACCGGAUACGAGUAUUGAGUUAGCUGUUAAGGGUAAAGGAAGAAUACUCCUCAUUGUUGUGGUCACGAUUAUAUUACUCGCUCCGGGAUUAGUUGAUCCGUUAAACCCUAAGGCCAUGUCUGAAAAACUCAAUUCAAGUAUAAAAUUUAUAAAAUAUUAUUUAUUGUGCGGCUAUAUGGUCGAGUUGGUGCGCGGUCUGUACAUUGUCCUUGACCCUAAAUUUCAUAUUAUGGCGGGCGCUAUUACAAUAAUGAUCAUGUUGUAUUAUAUUGUGUUAACGUCACGCGAAUGGCCAAAACAAAGCAUCGUGGUAGCCGGAGACCUGAGCGUAUAUGCAGCUAUCAUCGCGAGUACCACCUCGUUAUUGGCACUGAUAUACGCCUACCUCAUUCACCGGAGAUUAAAAGCUGAUGGUAAUUGUCAGGAUUCUAGUAUCGAGUUGGGUGCUAAGUGUGAUGCUGUUAAUGUUUAG
Messenger RNA from Medioppia subpectinata, 867 nucleotides. Lineage: Eukaryota; Metazoa; Arthropoda; Arachnida; Sarcoptiformes; Oppiidae. The record is from the annotation of a GenBank genome assembly.